Molecule: messenger RNA, 567 nt
Organism: Coccomyxa subellipsoidea C-169
Lineage: Eukaryota; Viridiplantae; Chlorophyta; Trebouxiophyceae; Coccomyxaceae
Exons: 3
Coding region: 1-567 (188 amino acids)
Source: RefSeq, a predicted model, not a curated record
AUGGCCGCUAACAUCGCCUUCAAUAACAGCAGCCUUGUCAAUAUGAGCUUGUCACUCAACCAGAUUAUAACGGCUUCAAUUCCAGUGAUGACUGCGACCGUGGCAGUCGCCGUGGAGCGUCAAGUGCCUGGCAGGGGUGAGGCAGCAGGACUCGUGGUGUUGACAGGAGGCGUCAUGCUUUCGGCAUCGCGAGUGCAGCUUUUCCUGGUGGUCAAGGGCCACGGCGUCUAUGUAAUGGUGCUCCUUAGCAGCACUCUGGCAUUGUGCUACAACAUUGUUAUUGUUAUUAUUAUUAUUACACGCUUUUCCUGCCGAAGGCAAGGUGCGUCUGCAGACAAGCUGCAUGUAAAGGCUGCCAAAUUCCUACCCCUUGUUGGACUCGCCAGAUCCAAGCAAGACCCAAUCAACCGUGUGCACAACAUUGUGCACUACCUACUAGUAAUUAGAGUUAUAACAAGAGGUCGCGACCAAUCGAUCGAUUCCACUUUUACUGUGUAUUGUAUUUUCUUGGGGCGUCAUAGUGUCACAUUACGGUGCAAGGCACGUUCCUGCCAGGAAGACUCCUGA